AUGGAAAUUUCCCGAGGUCGUUCAAGCAUCGUUUGUCUUCUUCUGCUACACUCCCUCUGUUUCAUUCCCUGUGUUUUGUCCAAAUCUCCUCGUCCCAUCUCCGAUGUGGAGAUCAGGACGAAGAAGAGCGAUUGCUAUGCUGAUAUAGAGAGUGGGUUAUGGGGUUGGCAGUGCAAAUCUUCUCCAAUAGCAAAGGAGAAUUGUGCGCUGCGAUGCCUUUCUCCGGUUUGCUAUCAACUCAUUUAUGAGAGUGAUCCGCUUGAAGAAGGCGAAAAAGAUUUGAUUAGGAGCCAAGAAUAUAAGUACUGUAUGUACAAGUCAUCACUCGGGGAAAGCCUAGAAGGUGUUCGAGGCAUCUUUUGA
Messenger RNA from Arabis nemorensis, 363 nucleotides. NCBI's taxonomy places the organism in Eukaryota, Viridiplantae, Streptophyta, Magnoliopsida, Brassicales, Brassicaceae. The record is from the annotation of a GenBank genome assembly.